AUGCCUCUGCCCAAAAACAGAUCAAGAGGAGGAAUAGGAGGACGAGGAGGACGACCAAAAAGGAAAAAAACGUUCAAGAACAACGCGAAAGGCGAGAGGAAUACCAAAAGACGCGAGAAAGGAGGAGGCAAAGGAAGCACCACCUUUACGAAAUUCAUCCGCGCGUUCGUCGCGACCGCGUUCGUCUCUUGCGCUUUUAUCUUCCAGAAAGAGGAGAAAAAGAGGAAACAGGAGGAAGAGCAUGUGCGCAAUCGAUUGCGCUCGAAACCGAUGUCAAUCACGGAACACGGCGCCUGCCGAAUGGACUGUCGCUUCGUCUCCAAGAAAGAUAUCAAAGACGCCUUGAAAGAAGGUCGGUUAUCCAAACGACACUCCUCCUUCGACCAAAACAAGUUCGCAUUCGAAAAAGGUCGCGUUCGAGCGAUAUUCGCAGAAAGCGAGGGAAACGAGACCGUCAGUGUAGUGACAGUGAUUGACGUGGAGACCGAUCAUCCGUGCGGGCCGUGUUAG
Molecule: messenger RNA, 510 nt
Organism: Bathycoccus prasinos
Lineage: Eukaryota; Viridiplantae; Chlorophyta; Mamiellophyceae; Mamiellales; Bathycoccaceae
Exons: 1
Coding region: 1-510 (169 amino acids)
Source: RefSeq, a predicted model, not a curated record